AUGCCGCCGCGCAACAGCCCCAAGCCCAAGGGCAAGACGCGAGACUCGACGCCGCAAGCGCAGCCCGCCACAGACUACAAGGCCAUAGCCGAGCAAUGGGCCCAGGCGAAGCGGGCGAAGGAGGAGGCAGACGCUGAGGCCGCAGCGGCCGGCCUUCCGACAGAGCGGGAGCGGGCCGCCGCGCUGGAGAGGCGUCGCGAGGAGCUCAACGUGCAGCGACGCAAGUCGUACGAGCGGCGCUGGCGCUGGACGGUUGCCUUUUGGGUGUGGCUGCUGGUGAUCCAUGCGGUCGGCGUCUGGCUCUUCACCGGCGGCUUCCUCCUGACGCGGCUCGUGCUCGAGGACAAGUCCAAUUGCACAGCGCCGCCCAUCGACAGCAAGCUCGCGCCGCUGAGCGCCGACGGCGGAUGCUGGCACCCCAAGACGUUCGACCGAGCCGUCGUCGUCAUAAUCGAUGCCCUGCGAUACGACUUUACGGUCCCCGAGCGCGACGCGAGCAAGGUGCACGAGUUCCAUAACGCGUUUCCCUUCCUCCACGAGACGGCCGUGGCGUCGCCGCGCAACGCGUUCCUGCGGCCCUUCAUCGCCGACCCGCCGACCACGACGCUGCAGCGGCUCAAGGGCCUGACCACGGGGACGCUGCCGACAUUUAUCGACGCGGGCAGCAACUUUGCUGGCACGGCCAUCGACGAGGAUAACCUGCUUCUGCAGCUGCGCAAUUCUGGCAAGAAGAUUGCGCAUCUAGGCGACGACACGUGGUGGGCGCUGUUCCCGGACUACUUUGAGCCUAACAUUUCCAAGGCGUACGACAGCUUCAACGUCUGGGACCUGCACACCGUCGACAAUGGCGUCAUCGACAACAUCUUUCCGCUGCUAGAGACAAAGGCCAAGGGCGACUGGGAUUUGCUUAUCGGCCACUGCCUGGGCGUCGAUCAUGCCGGACACCGAUACGGGCCGGACCAUCCGGCCAUGAACGCCAAGCUGCGACAGAUGGACGACUUUGUCCGCAAGCUCGUUGCAUCAAUCGACGACGACACGCUCUUGGUGGUUAUGGGCGACCAUGGCAUGGACGGCAAGGGUGACCAUGGCGGAGAAAGCGACGAUGAGGUCGAGGCGGCGCUGUGGAUGUACUCGAAGAGACCCGUCUUUGGCCGGACGCUCCCAGAGUACGCGACGCCUCCGGCUACGGCCAAGAUUCGCUCCGUCAACCAGAUCGACCUUGUGCCGACGCUGGCUCUGCUGCUCGGCAUCCCGAUCCCGUACAACAACCUCGGCCACCCCAUCGAGGAGGCAUUUGCAGGCCCCAAGGGCAACGACUGGUCCAACCUGGCCGCCGUCUCACGCAUGGCAUCUGCCGGCAUCGAGCGGUACCAGAAGAAGUACUUUGACGCUCGCGGCAUCUCGCAGGGCUCUGCCCCUGGGUCCCCUAAUGCUCUGUGGACAAGCGCCAACGCGGGCGGCAUGUCCCCUCAGGACACGUACAGGGCGUUUGCCAGGUUCCAGGAAGAGACCCUACAUGUGUGCAAGGACCUCUGGGCGCGAUUCGAUGUCCCGCGCAUGGUUGCUGGCGUCGUCGUCACCGCGGCCGGCGUGCUGCUGCUCGUCAUGUACGCCUCUCGAAGCGACGACGAUGAAUACAUCGUCAUGAACGACGUGGAGCUCGACUACGCGGAGAAGCAGCUCGAGUUGAUUGACUUCAAGGGCCAGGUUGAGCCUCACGUCGAUCAGUACUACCACCGGGAUAUGCUGCGUGGUCUGUGGAGUGCUCGCUUCCUGCUCAUUAUCGGCACGCUCAUUUUCGCGGCCGUGUACCGCCAACAGCCGAUGGACGGGCUUGCGGCUCUAGUCAUGCUCCUCAUGGUGACGUCGGUUGGGGCAUCCAUACACGACUGCGGGAAGACUCUCAUCAACCUCCUGCCGCGCAACUUUUGGGGCUGGCUGUCGGUGGUCUUUACUCUCAGCCACUCGAUCGGGUUCGCGUCCAACUCAUAUACCAUUUGGGAAGACUCGAUUCUCCUCUUCUUCAUCGCCACGUUUGGUGUGGCUUCUAUAAUCGCCUCGUUCCGCAUCGAGUCCAAGGUGAACCGCACCAUGGCCAUCUACCACUCGAUUGCUUUUAUCGUGCUUGGCCGGCUGGCCUCCUACUCCAAGCUCUGCCGCGAGGAGCAGAUGCCAUACUGCACGUCUACCUACUACGCUUCCGUCACAUCAUCCACCUCUGCAACUUGGCAGCUCGCCAUCCCUUUUCUUGUUUUCAUCGCCCUCCCUUCCAUCAUCAAGUCUUUUCUCGUGCCCACACGGUCGUAUGAGGGCCUGGCACCGACGUGGAUCGGCUACGUGUUCAGAGUCGGGCUCUUGAUGUCGGCGGUGUACUGGGUCAUCGAUGCCGCCGACAAUGGUGACUGGCUGGCCGGCAAGCUCCCCGAGAAGACGCUCAAGACGAUUGGCGUCUAUACUGCUCAGCUGGGCCUGGCGCUCGCCCUCGUCGCCGGUACCACCGCUUUCGUGUGGGCGCCGCCCUGCGUUUCGAUCGUGUCGACUACAUCACGAACAGGCCAGGCGCGCGUCGCCAUCCUGGGGUAUGCCAACGCCAUGGGCGCGCGAUACCUCAUGCUGCCGCUUAACAUCCUCGGCGCCUGUCUCCUGCUCUCCAAGCCAAUGGGCUCCGGCGCCUUGGCGCUCAUGCUCUGGCAGGUGCUCUCGCUCGUCGAGGUUCUCGACCUCAACGGCCUAAAGACUGAAACCAUCGGCCCUAUCAUGCUAGCCGUGCUGGGCAACUUUUACUUCUUCAAGACGGGCCACCAGGCCGUCCUGUCGAGCAUACAGUGGGACAGCGCCUUCAUCCCUCUCUUCACCAUCCGCUACCCCUGGACGCCGCUCGUCGUCGUGCUCAACACGUUUGCAGGCCAGAUCCUCGCCGCGGCAUGCGUCCCGCUCAUCGCCCUGUGGAAGACGGGGCCCAAGCAAAAGGGCGUGCUCGAGACGGUGGCGCGCGCGGCGGGCGUCUUCGUCGCGUACUUUGCCGUCGAGGCCCUCGCCACCAUGAGCUGGGCCGGUUGGCUGCGGCGCCACCUCAUGCUGUACCGCGUCUUCAACCCGAGGUUCAUGCUCGCGGCGGUGCUGCUCCUUGUGCUCGACCUCGUGGUCAUUGUGGUGACGCUGACGGGCGUGCGGAGCAACACGCUUUCCAUUAGCGAGGUGUUUGGCUGGGCGGAUUAG
Molecule: messenger RNA, 3219 nt
Organism: Purpureocillium lilacinum
Lineage: Eukaryota; Fungi; Ascomycota; Sordariomycetes; Hypocreales; Ophiocordycipitaceae
Product: mannose-ethanolamine phosphotransferase gpi13
Biological process (GO): GPI anchor biosynthetic process
Cellular component (GO): endoplasmic reticulum membrane
Molecular function (GO): mannose-ethanolamine phosphotransferase activity
Source: RefSeq, a predicted model, not a curated record